AUGGAAAGUCAUUUAAUUUUAGUCUUUUAUUUUAAUUUCUUAAUUGUAAUAUUGAAAAAUGUUUUCUUUUAUUCCAUUAAUCCAUACCACAACAUAAAGAAGUUUGAACUUAAAUUUAUGCACACGAAAAUACAAUUAAUAAGAAAUUUAGCGGAUUUUUUUGAUGUUAAAGAUGAGGAUAUCUUAAAUGAUCAAGGUAUCUCAAUAAAGGAUCUACAAUUAUUGUAUAACAGCAAUUUAAGUAAGAGUGAAAAUACAUCGAAUGAAGUCGAUUUUGAAGAUUUAAGGACUUUAUUUGUAAAAUUAGUUGAUAAAUUGUUUUUAACAAAUUAUAAAGAAUGCUUAGAGAGCGAAAAAAAACAUCAUAAUUCUCUACGUAACACGUUGGAGGGUAUCAGCCGUGACUUGUUAAGUCUUCUCCAUAGUUCACUCGAUAAUGUAAAAAAUCAUGUAAAUUCAAUAUUUCAGGAGAAUAAUGUUUCUUGUGAAUAUGAAUUAAGUAUGUUUAAUGGCAUAGAUAUUUCCUUUCUUUUAGGUUUUCCAUUAAGAUUAGAUGAUUCUUUUGUAUUUUUUGAUAAUUUAGAUAAAAAGAAUAGUGAAUUUUUUUCUAACUUUAGUAAAAAUAUUUCAAAUUAUCAUAUAUAUAUUAUUAGGUAUUUAAACAAACGUGUAAAUAGGUUUCCUUUGAAAUAUAAUUAUACAGAAGAUGAAGUUCCCGUUAAUUCUCACAGUAAUGUAAUGGGUACCCUUUUAAAGGAAUUUACUAAAUCCAUAUUAAGUCAUAAUGAAGAAAAAACAGAUGACAUGAACUCUCCUCUUAAGAUAGAUGUUCAUCAUAUUAAUAAUCUAAUUGAUAGUACGUAUAGAAUGUUAGAUGCUACUAUAAAUUUAAAAACUCAUGCCUUAUUCGUAAAACUAAAUAAAAUAUUAAAUAAUGAUAUAAAAAUUUUAAUAGCCUUUAUUGCAUACAUUCUUGAAAUAGAUUAUUCUAGUAAUAAGUUUACAUUAGAAGAAAUUAAAGAAAAUCAUGGAGAUGAAAUAUUUAAUGAUAAAAUUUUAAAUAAUAUAUAUGAAUUAUUUUUACAAGAGAGAGAUUACAUAAAAAAAUCCUUAAAUAAAUUUAAAGAAUAUAUUCAAGCUAUUUUUGGUUUUGAUGUAAAUAGUUUAGGUAUUAGGUCAUUAGUACAGAAGCUUUAUGGAUCAAUUGAUAAAAAAGAAAUUGUGGAAGUAUUUAAUGUUAUUGUAUACUCAUUAUUUUGUAAGAAACAGAUAGAUGAAUAUUCGGAUUUUAUAAAAUCACUUAAAAAUGAAUCGCAAGAUAGAAGGUCAGGUAUUGGGAAAUUUAUAUAUCUCUUUGAAAAACCCCAUGAUAACGUUUUUUUUAUUCCAAAAAAUAAAUCCUCUAAUUUAUUAUUAAAAUUUACUGAAAUUUGUAAAAGAAAUACUUUUAUGAAUAAUCUCGCACACAUCAAUGAACAUUUAUUAUCAUUAGAUAUUUACUCUGAAAAUGUAAAGAAGUUUAAAGCCUUUAUUUACUUAAUACACUUAAUAAAUAAAGAAUUGAUUGAAUUGAAAGAACAUUAUUUUACUUAUGGAAACGGAAAACUGUUAAGAAAAAAUUCAAUUUUAUAUCUUCUUCAUGAUAUUGUGAGAUUUAAUGAUAGUUACAUCAAAUAUGAAAAUAACGCUAUGUUUUCUUAA
This is a messenger RNA of Plasmodium gallinaceum, 1701 nucleotides long. Its product is annotated as fam-f protein. Lineage: Eukaryota; Apicomplexa; Aconoidasida; Haemosporida; Plasmodiidae. The record is from RefSeq and is a predicted model, not a curated record. The transcript is spliced from 3 exons. The coding region runs from base 1 to 1701 and encodes 566 amino acids.